AUGAAAAGUGAAACAAAACGCAAUGUAACAGAAUUUAUUAUUCAAAGCUUCACUGACAGUCCAGAGCUCCAGUUUCCAAUUUUUAUGCUAUUUCUUUUCACCUACCUCAUCAUAAUUUGGGUCAAUGGAACCAUUUUCAUUCUUAUUAUAAUUGACACUAAUCUUCAUACUCCUAUGUAUACAUUCUUGAUGAUGCUUUCCAUGGUUGAUAUCUCUAACAUUUCAAAUGUUAUACCCAAUAUGUUAUAUAUGCUUCAUACACAGCAUAAGACUAUUUCACUUUUGGGAUGUGUAACUCAGACAUAUUUAUUCAUAUCCCUGACAUGCACUGACACCCUGCUGCUUGGUGCCAUGGCCUAUGAUCGAUAUGUGGCAAUUUGUCACCCUCUUCAUUACUUUACUCUCAUGAGUAAACAACGUUGUGGUCUACUGAUAAGCAUGGCAUGGACUGUUGGUUUUACAGAUACUUUGGCACAUGUGUUUUUCAUAUCUAAGUUGUCUUUCUGUGCAUCCAAAUAUAUUGACCAUUUCUUCUGUGAUGUCAUACCAUUGUUAAAAAUCUCCUGCAGUGACACAUCCAUUAUUGAAAUGUUAACGUAUGUUGAAGGAACAGUACUUAUUGUUCCAGAUUUUCUGCUUAUUUUAAUCUCUUAUAUAUUCAUUAUAUCCACCAUUCUAAAAAUAAAAUCUGCAGAUGGACGACGUAAAGCUUUUUCUACCUGCACUUCUCAUCUAACCUGUGUUAUUAUAUUCUAUGGGACAAUUUCAUGUUUAUAUAUGAGGCCUACAUCGAGCUACUCUCCAAAACAGGACAAGUUUUUUGCUCUUGUAUUUGUCAUAUUGGUCCCCUUGUUGAAUCCCCUUAUUUAUAGCCUAAAAAACCAAGAAGUAAAAACUGCUUUAAGAAAAGUUAAGAACAUGCUGGUAGGUUAA
Molecule: messenger RNA, 933 nt
Organism: Pelobates fuscus (common spadefoot toad)
Lineage: Eukaryota; Metazoa; Chordata; Amphibia; Anura; Pelobatidae
Product: olfactory receptor 5AR1-like
Exons: 1
Coding region: 1-933 (310 amino acids)
Biological process (GO): G protein-coupled receptor signaling pathway
Cellular component (GO): membrane
Molecular function (GO): odorant binding; G protein-coupled receptor activity; olfactory receptor activity
Source: RefSeq, a predicted model, not a curated record